Messenger RNA from Meriones unguiculatus (Mongolian gerbil), 1580 nucleotides. RefSeq names its product chitinase-like protein 3. The record is from RefSeq and is a predicted model, not a curated record. Gene Ontology annotation, cellular component: extracellular region. Bases 71 to 1366 code for a protein of 431 amino acids. Lineage: Eukaryota; Metazoa; Chordata; Mammalia; Rodentia; Muridae. Gene Ontology annotation, molecular function: chitin binding. Gene Ontology annotation, biological process: carbohydrate metabolic process; chitin catabolic process. The transcript is spliced from 12 exons.
GAUAACCAGAGUCUCAGAUGUAUAAAAAGGCAGUGGGGCUCUGCUCUUCAGAAGCAGUCCUGAAGGCAUCAUGGACAAGCUUAUUCUUGCGACAGGUCUGGCACUUCUGUUGAAUGUUCAGCUGGGUCUGGCACGUGCACUGAAUGCCCAGCUGGGUUCUUCCUACAAGUUAAUGUGCUGGUACAACAAUGUGGCCAAGGACAGGCCAGAAGGUGGCAGGGUCAGUCCUGCCGAUAUUGACCCAUGCUUGUGUACUCACCUCAUCUACGCCUUUGCACAUAUACAGAACAACAGGAUCGUUCCAGGAACAGAGGACUUGACUGACUAUGAAACUUUAAAUAACCUGAAAAACAGGAACACUGAGCUGAAAACUCUCCUGGCAGUUGGAGGUGAAUAUAUCCUUUUUUCACUCAUGGCAUCCACUCCUGAGUUACGUAAGGUUUUUAUCAAUUCAACUAUUGACUUACUGUACAAGCAUAACUUUGAUGGGCUGAACUUGGACUGGCAGUUCCCUAGGUCUCCUGAGGAAAAGCAACACUUCACUCUCCUGCUGCAGGAAAUGCAUCAAGCUUUUCAGCAGGAAUCUGAGAAGAGCAGCAAGCCAAAGCUGUUGGUCACUGCUACAGUAGCUGGUAUCAUUUCCACCAUUCAGUCUGCCUAUGAGAUCCCCCAAUUGUCUCGGUUCUUGGACAACAUCCUGGUCAUGACCUAUAAUCUUCAUGACUAUACAGAGAGACAAACUGGAGAAAACAGUCCACUCUACGAACUCUCUACUGAAACUGACACCUCCCGCAAUGUGGAUUACAUCAUGAAGUACUGGGAGAAAAAUGGUGCUGCAGCUGAUAAGCUGAUUGUUGGCUUCCCAACAUUUGGACAAACUUUCUCCUUGAUGUACCCCUCUAAGCAUGGAAUUGGUGCUCCAUCCACAGGCCCUGGCACUCCAGGCUCCUACACAAACCAACCUGGGAUCCUGGCCUACUAUGAGGUUUGUGGCUUCCUGGAAAAAGGAGCCACUCAGCUCUGGGAAAAUUCUCAGCAAGUUCCCUAUGCAUAUGACAACAAUGAUUGGGUUGGGUAUGACAAUAUCAAGAGCUUCUCUCUGAAGGCAAACUGGCUUCAGCAGAAUGGCUUUGCAGGUGCCAUGAUCUGGGACCUUGGCAUGGAUGACUUCAAUGGCUUUUUCUGUAACCAGGGCAAGUUCCCUCUGACCUCUGAGCUGAAGAAAGCCCUAGGGGUGUCUAGUACAAGUUGCAUGUCCUCUGUUUCCGGGCUUCAUCAGGUAAAUCCUCCACUAGACGAUGGGUGUAGAAGUUGGAAGAAAUCCUCUGAGGCAGUGGAUUACCAUUGUCCUGUGCCAAAAGAAUAAUCAAAAUGCCUGCCUGUGAUACCUGAAUACAUUCUAAUCCCUGUAAAAAUCCAAAGUAGACCUUGUCCUCAAUCGAUAUGUGAUGAGGUCAUUAGGUAUAACCCUGACCUUUCAGUCUCUCUCACUGUUCUGAACAGAACAAUCUCCUUUUUUCUUGUAAAGCUGCCUUGCUCAUCUCUAAAUUGCUAAAAUAAAAUCAACAUUCAAAACAUGA